AUGGAUUCUACUAUCCUCUUUGUACUCUCUGUUACUCUCACUCCCGCUUUUGGAAGUCCUGUCGGUACCAUUCCCGACUCCUCCGUCACCGGCUCAGGAACCAUCGAAACCGAGCCGGGCUAUGUUCCGAAUCCUUCGGGCCGUGGAACCAUCGGCCUUCUCUUAACCGCCGUCAUCACCUUAACGCUUUGCUGCUACACCUCGAUCCAUCUCAACAUUGCGCCUGAGAAGUACUACUGCGCGUUCAUUCCAAACACCUUUGUCUACAAAGUCAAUUGGGUGUUUCUCACGUUGUGCGGGCCGGAGUAUGUCGUGAUCAAAGCCUGGGAUCAGUUCGUAAAUGCGGAGACGAAUUUGGAUUACCCAAAAUUCCAUUACCUUCGGAAAUUCAUUAAAGACACAUGGAAGCCCAGGAAGGACUGUCCCUACUCCAUAACUACCGCCUUCUUUAUUCUCAUGGGUGGGGUUUCCGUCGACGUUGGGAGCCUGACGAAGGAGGAUGACAAGCUACGGGAAAUCGAGUGGAUCGCGUUGUCACCUAAUGGAUUCCUCAAGAUGGCGAGACUGAGGCUCAUCGACGUGCACAAACUGAGCCUCGAGCCAGAAAUCCUUGACCGCAGCAGAGAAUAUCAAGUGUCGUGA
Tricharina praecox is the source of this 642-nucleotide messenger RNA. RefSeq lists its product as uncharacterized. NCBI's taxonomy places the organism in Eukaryota, Fungi, Ascomycota, Pezizomycetes, Pezizales, Pyronemataceae. The record is from RefSeq and is a predicted model, not a curated record. The transcript has 2 exons. The coding region runs from base 1 to 642 and encodes 213 amino acids.